GCUUGCAAGGCGUCCUAGGCCCAUCCCCAGCUCCCAAGACCUUUCUGCAAGGCUCGCCUUCCUUCACUUGUGGAGGGGCUCCGUGGGUUCUCAGGCCUAGCCUGAGGAUGGGUUCUCAGUGAGUUCUCAGGCCUUGUCUCACCGGCAACGCUUUCCAGCGGAGCUCUCGGCAGUCUCACGCCCUACAUCCUUCCCGGGCGUGCAGAGGGGCUUGCGGCUUGCAGUCGGUGUUGGGGCACCUGCAGGAUUUCCUCGCUUUGGAAUCAGAAGUGGACUAUUUGGGAAGCCACAGAGAAGCCAGGCGGCAUCCCAGCAUCGUUCAAACAGAACCGCUUGGCCAGAGAGCGAGGACAAGGUGCUCCUCCGAGUUGGCGGAGCAUAACCACUUCCUGGGCUCUGAAAAGGAUGGAGGCCCCACAGCCUCUCUCCUGCCCCAUGCUGCAGGGAGGCCGAGAGCUGCUUGGAGGCCCCCCACCCCCCGGCCCUGUCCUGCCUGCGGGAUUUUCUCUCUGCAGGCCUUGACCCCUGGAGUUUAAGUCAACAACGAUUCCUGUGGUCAGCGAAGAAUCACGGAGUUUGCCCGCUGCGCCUUCCGGCCUCGGCCACAGAUCCCACUGGUUGUGCAGCCCGCCCUGGCCUCCCUCUGCCCUGGGCAUGCCGCGACUCUCUGCUUGGCUGCUGCUCCUGCUGGGCCUGGGCCCCCUCUGGGCGACGGCGUCCCGGGAGACGGAGGAGCAGGAUGGGGCCAAGGACCAGUGCUUCCAGACCCGCCCUGUUGAGGCAGGUGCUUUGAACCUUGGACAGAAAUGGGGAGACCCCUCCCCAACAGCUAUGUUAACUAUUGACCUGCGUAUGGUGACAAGCGCUGCGUCCUCCUUUGAAUUCCGCACCUUUGACCCAGAAGGAAUCGUUUUCUACGGGGACAUGAGCACCAGCGCCGACUGGUUCGUCCUGGGACUACGCAGGGGGAAACCCGAGAUGCAGAUCCACAACAGGGUCACCAACAUCAGUGUCUCUGGCGGGCAGCGCCUCAAUGACGGCCAGUGGCACCGGAUCGUGGUGAAGAAUGAAGGGCACAGCGUGAUGCUAGAGGUGGACGAGGACGACGCGCUGACCCUCCGCCACGUCUCCCACGCCAUCAUCCAGGACCCUUCCUUCCAUGUGCGCAUCGCCGUCGGGGGCUUGCUCAUCCCCAGGGGGGAGUUGCUGACUCCGAUGAACCCGGCCAUGGACGGCUGCAUGAGGCAUUGGAACUGGCUCAACCAGAGCACGGAGUGGCCGGAGGAGGCCUCUCUGCAGGGCAAAGGCUCCAAGGCCUGCUUCGCCACCAUCCGCAGGGGCGCCUUCUUCCCAGGAGACGGACGGGCCACCUUUCCCCUCUCGGGCCUCCCCGCUGGACUCGGCACUGACGGCGAGAGCUGGUCCCUGGCUGUGGAGAUGCAAGUCAGAGCUCCCCAGCAGGUGGGGACCCUGUUGGCUGUCUCCGCUGCGCAGCAGACUCCGGUUCUCAGCUUGAAGCUGCAAGGCACGGAUUUAGUGGCCCAACUUGGUAAUCAGACAGCCGUCUUGGUCCCGCUGCCCGUGGGGGGCUGCUUGGAUGCACCCCUUGCAAUGCACAUCACUCCAGCUCACCUCACACUGCGCCUGGGAGACAGGGAAUCUGCUGGGCAGACCGAGAAGCCAGAUUUUGAAAGGCUGCAGCAUCUCUGGCUGGGCAAAGACGGGCGUCUUGACGUUGGUGCACUGCCUGGACAGGAAGAGACCCCGCAGGCCCAGGAGGGGACGUUUUUCCGGGGCUGCCUGCGUGAGAUCCGGGUCCAAGGCCACCAGCUGGACUUUGACGCUGCCCAGUCCAGAAGCAACUCCAUCUGGGCACACAGCUGCCCUGGGGACGAGAGCCACGGGACCAAACCCAGCACAGAUGGUGGGAAUUAAAGAGUGUGGCGGAGUAUCAAA
Messenger RNA from Hemicordylus capensis (graceful crag lizard), 1956 nucleotides. It is a transcript of the gene SHBG, whose product is annotated as sex hormone binding globulin. The record is from RefSeq and is a predicted model, not a curated record. Gene Ontology annotation, molecular function: steroid binding. The transcript is spliced from 8 exons. Lineage: Eukaryota; Metazoa; Chordata; Lepidosauria; Squamata; Cordylidae. The coding region runs from base 655 to 1935 and encodes 426 amino acids.